Pygocentrus nattereri (red-bellied piranha) is the source of this 2697-nucleotide messenger RNA. Its product is annotated as piggyBac transposable element-derived protein 3-like. Bases 1049 to 2077 code for a protein of 342 amino acids. The transcript is spliced from 2 exons. Lineage: Eukaryota; Metazoa; Chordata; Actinopteri; Characiformes; Serrasalmidae. The record is from RefSeq and is a predicted model, not a curated record.
GGAAGUAAACACAACAGGAGAACAUGGACAGGUCUGGGAGGAGCCAAUCAUGACCAUAACAUUGCUCAUCUCUGACCGUUUCUGACCGAUAAAGAUGCCAGAAUUUUGGUUUGUGUCUUCAUUAUGUUCCGUACUGACUACUGUAAUUCCCUCUUUGUUGGUCACCCUGUAAAAACUAUCCAAAAACUACAGUACAUUCAGGACUCAGCAGCUAGACUUCUCACCCAUAUUAACCCUGGAGAACCCACGGGGUCAAAUUUGGUUCGUGGUUAAUUGCUGCCAUCCAAAAUGAACAAAAAUAAAUAAAAAAAAAUAUAUAACCUCAAAAGCCCAGAGUGCCACUUCCAACCCCUGCAUAGUGACACCUAUGUAGUGAAUAUUGAACUCAGCUGAGUUACAGUGUCAGUGACAAGAUGGCUGCCCACAUGCUGUUUUGUUGAGCUGCAAACCCAGGAAACUAAUUUGGCUUCUCAGCAAAUCAGAGACAGUGACCUGUCCAAUGACUCAUCCAGUGAUGAAGAUGUGCUGUUUGCCAAGACUGCUAGCCCACAGAUGGAGCCAAAUCCAGCCACCAAAACUUACAAGUGGCGGAAGAAAGACUUUGAGUUGCCUGACAUAAACUUUCAAGGUGAACAGGUUAAGUCAUACCAGGAUGCCGCGACAGACACGCCACUGGUUUACUUUCGACGCUUUGUUACCCUUGAUAUGUUGGAAAAUAUUGUGGAGCAUACAAAUCAAUUCAGUGUUCAAAAGCAUGGAAAAUGUGUAGACACUUCAGUGAAGGAGCUAGAACAAGUUCUAGGAAUGUAUCUCAGAAUGGGAUUAGUUCAAAUGUCUGGAGUACAUCAGUACUGGGAAAGUGAAGUACGUUAUGGGCCUGUGGCAGACGUAAUGAGUCUCAACCGAUUCAACCUUCUACUCUCUGUCAUCCACUUUGUAGACAAUGAAACGGCCAGUGAAGAAGUAAAAAAGGAUCGACUUUGGAAAGUGAGACCAUUUUUGGAUUCUUUUCGGAGACAAUGUCUGACUAUAACAGUCCAUCGAUGAGAUGAUGGUGCCGUACAAAGGGAAAUUUGGUGGCAUAAGGCAGUACAUCAAAGGGAAACCACAUCCGUGGGGAUUCAAAGUGUGGGCACGCUGCGAUGUCACUGGUCUCCUGCACGACUUUGACAUAUAUCAGGGAAAAGGUGGUGGCAAUGAACAAAAAAGGAAGUUGGGAGUUGGUGGAGACGUUGUGAUGAAGCUAUGUGAAUCGCUUGCAGAGAAAGUACAUUUCCUGAUUUUAGCUGACAAUUUCUUCACUUCGAUGCCCCUCAUUGAGAAAUUAUUGGCAAAGGGAAUCUACUACACCGGAACUGUGCGAAAAAACCGCAUGUCGAAGUGCAACCUGAUAACAGACAAAGAACUGUCCAAGAUAGGCCGUGGAUCCUAUGAUUACCGAAUCGAGUCCAACACCAACACUGUUUGUUUGAAAUGGCAAGACACUAAAGCAGUCAGUUUGAUGUCAACCUAUGCUGGACCAGAGCCUAUGGGAAAAGCUCGGCGCUGGGACAAGUCCAAAAAGCAGUACAUCAACAUUGAUCAGCCGAACAUCAUCAAGGAGUAUAACACUUCCAUGGGAGUGGAUGCACAUCUUGCACGCUGUAAAUUUUCCAUCAGGACCCGUCGCUGGUACAUGAUACUCUUCUGGCAUUUCUUGUCUGUUGCGGUAAUCAACGCAUGGCUUCUUUACCAGCAUGACUGUGAGGCACAGGGAAUCACUGGAUCAAACAUACUCAAACUUCGCAAGUUUCAGGGUUUGGUAGCUCAGGGCUUGGUUGAAGUUGGAACAGCAAGAAGGUGGGGUAGGCCACCAACUCCUGGCCCCUUCUCCCCGCCACCACCAAGAUUUGUUCGAGUUUAUCAGAGUGCAGAUGUUCGUUUUGACCAAAUCGCCCAUUGGCCUGUCAAGGAGGAAAAUCGCCGUCGAUGUGCUGUGUGCAAGGACCUCAAAACUGAAAUAAACUGUGAAAAAUGCGCAGUUCCUCUCUGCAUCAACAAAAAGAGAAAUUGUUUCAAAGGCUACCGCAAUGUCUAGUGCGAGUUCAUCUCUCUAGCAGAACAUAUUUUUGGAUAAGCAAAGACCCAUUUUGUUAGUUUUUUCCAGUUGUGAUUUUGGCCUUCUGUUCCCAUUUCCAUUGGCCAAAGUGUAUUUGUACAUUUGAAAUUCAGUUCUAAUGUGCAACAAAUAAAGCAAAAAACAUUGUUAAAUGUAUCCGUGAGGUAGACUGAUUGUUUUCUUAAAUUUAAAAUAGUUUGCUUUGACAGUGUUUGUUAUUGCAAUUCAUUGAAGUGAUAGGCCUAAAUCCCAAUGGGUCAAAUUUGACCCUGAUCCUAAAUUAGGGAAUAAAGGGUUAAAACUGAAAAAGUGGAUAUUUUUGUGUUCAGGGAACUUAAAGCAGUCAUUUAAUGCAUAGUUCAUAAUUUUCCAAAAAAGAAAAGGGUUCUUGGGUUCUCCAGGGUUAAGCGUUCAGGUCAUAUCACCCCCAUUCUCUCUCAGCUACACGGGCUACUGGUCCCGUCCCGUAAAAAGCUUAAAAUUUUACUACUCACUUUCAAAGCUUUAUAUAGCCUUACUCCCCCCUACCUCAGAGAAUUGCUGACCUUUUACACUGCCUCUCGCUCUCUCAGGUCUUCUUGCAAUAACUUACUUGCUGU